Ruditapes philippinarum (Manila clam) is the source of this 2858-nucleotide messenger RNA. RefSeq names its product organic cation transporter protein-like. Gene Ontology annotation, biological process: transmembrane transport. The record is from RefSeq and is a predicted model, not a curated record. NCBI's taxonomy places the organism in Eukaryota, Metazoa, Mollusca, Bivalvia, Venerida, Veneridae. The transcript has 10 exons. Bases 378 to 2063 code for a protein of 561 amino acids. Gene Ontology annotation, molecular function: transmembrane transporter activity. Gene Ontology annotation, cellular component: membrane.
AGAUACUUCAUUUAAUCUAAUAAAUCUGUAAGACCGAGUUUACAUAUUUAUAGAACGAAGGUACAUUUGGAAACUUACCAAACGCGAUCAGCUGUUACAAAUGAUGGUCACUGCAUCGCGGAACAAUAUCAACAGACAAAUUCUGCCCGAUUUGAUUUGCCGUAAAAAGUAGUGCGUAAAAACUGGACCACAUUUUCAUUUGGAACUUUCAUGUCACAAACAUCACUGAGCUUAAUAAGAGACAAGGCUCUUUCAAAAACGAGGCGCGAAAUUUACGAUUAUUAUAUAAAGGUGAACAGUGUGUGUAAAGCAAAGACUUAUUGGUUGUGCAUGGUACUUGAUAAUUCAUAAACAAAAGAAGGAUUUUAUUCUAAAACAUGACAAUGAAGUUCGAUGAAAUAUUAGAGAAACUUGGACAAUUUGGAAUAUAUCAGAAGAAAGUGUUCGGCAUGCUAGCAUUUCCAGCUGUCAGUAUCGGAAGCUUCUGCUUUAUGGUGAUCGUUGUUCUAUAUACACCUCAUCACAGAUGUAAGAUUCCAGGGUUAGACAAUGACACAUACGAAAUCCAGGGCCAGUUCCACGAGGAUCUUCUCAAUAAAACUAUUCCGCUGUCAGCCGAUCCAACCUUGACCUACGACCAAUGUCGCAUGUACGAUACCGGAAAUGCACUGUUAGACUUAAGCAGACGACAAUCCAAUGCAACUCUUGUGAAGUGUACGGAAUGGGUAUACGACAAAUCGGUGUUUUAUGAGACAUUUACAUCAAAGGCAAACUUCGUGUGCGAUGACGCCCUGAAGACAUCACAUAUACAGAUGUUCUUUUAUUUUGGUGUGUUGGUCGGAGAUUUUGUCCUAGGAAUGUUUGCCGACUCACUUGGAAGAAAGAAAGCAUUAUGUCUCGCACUUGCCCUUCUGUUGGUCGUAUCGGCGUCUGUCACGUGGGCCCCUGAGUUUUAUUCAUUUGCCAUUCUUCAAUUCCUGGUCGGAGCCUUUGCACAUGGAGCUUUCAUGUGUAUGGCCGUAUAUUGUAUGGAAAUUGUGGGUGUAACAAGCCGGGUAUGGACGGGUAUGUUCCUACAGAUAUUCUUCGGUGUUGGCGCGAUCUACCUUGCUACCGUGAGCUUUCUUGUCAGGGAUUGGAUCUGGAUUAAUGCUGCAUGUGUCAUACCAUGUCUAUUUUAUCUUGCUUUCUGGUGGUUGAUUCCAGAAUCACCCCGAUGGCUUAUCAGCAAAGGGAGGAGGCGAGAAUCCGUAACAAUUAUUCGUAAAGUAGCAGACGCUAAUAAAGUUUCCCUACCUGACUCCAUGUUAGAGGUGAAGGAAGAUGAUAAAGGAACGCAUGGCAACUUAUGGCACGUGAUCACGAGUCCCGUGCUCUUGAAAAGAACGCUCAUUUUAUCUUUUGAUUGGAUGAUAGUGAGUAUGACGUAUUAUGGCGUCACAAUGAACAGUGGUAAUCUCGGCGGGAGCUUCUUUCUAAACUUCCUGUUGAUGGGUGUGGCUGAGAUACCAGGCUACCUGGUGGGUAUAGCCCUCCUAGAUAGAGUAGGUCGACGCUGGUGUAAUGCUGGUGGUCUACUGGUCGGUGGUCUAGCUUGUAUUGCAACAGUUCCAACAGUUUUACUGGGGAAUUCAGAUUUACAAUGGUUGACGGUUGCUUUGGCACUAAUAGGGAAAGCUGGAUCAUCUUUGGCGUUUGGUGUUGUUUUUAUAUUUACCGGUGAACUUCUUCCCACUGUUGUCAGAAACGCUGCCAUGGGCACGUGCUCGUGUGCUGCACGUGUUGGUGCCAUGCUUGCCCCUUAUAUAGCCAAAUCGGGCGAGAUGAUAGGUGGUGAGUUUGGUCAAAUAGAACCACUGGUUGUGUUCGGGGGUCUUUCAAUAGUAGCUGGCCUUUUGCUGCUUCUUCUACCAGAAACGUUGAACCAAAAAUUACCGGAUACCAUAAAGGAAGGAGAGGAGUUUGGAAGAAAAUCUAUACCACCGUAUGAUAUUGAACUAGAAAUCGAAGCACCGUUUAUUAUAAAGGACGCCAACACCAAACCCGUGUGUAAUGGAGUGUAGACCCUGUACUUGUGCAAGGAUUGGACAUAAACGAUGAAAAUUUCAUAUACCGAAAUAAAACCAUUCCGUCCUAGUACAGCAUUUAUACAUGGCUCAGUAUUAUCAUUGCUCAGUGAUAUUGCCGUUUUUCCCAUUUUUAAUAGAUAUUCCAUUUUGUACAUACUUAUAUAUACAUUGUAUGUAUAUAUGGUUAUAUUUUUUAAAACCCUGAAGGGUUUAUAGUUUACUCAAGUCAAUUGUGUUGUCAUUUUAAAAGCACACAAAUCGUUACAUAUGAGCUUAUUUUAAAGUUAUGUCCUUUGACAUAAAAAAUCUUCUUUUUUUAAUUUAGCAUACGGACAAACCAGCGUGAAUGGUAACAUAGCCUCAAAUGAAAACAGAAGCAAAAUCGCUAGUGCCUUAUUGAGAAUAAAAGAACAACUCGGGCAUUAAAUAAUGUUGUCUUUUAUAAAAUAGAAAACAAUUUAAAUGUUUUCUAUUUUGCACUUUACUGAUAUAAAUACAUGUAUCUCAUAACUUCAUAUUUUUUCAUUCGAAUGAAAAUGCUGGAUACUAUUUUGUUAAAAUAUCAAGAUUGUUGAUUCAUUUUUCAUAUAUUAGUCGUUUGAAGCAUGCUUCCAUUUAUUUCAAAUACUUUUAGUACUUUCAUACAGUAUCGCAUGUCAAAUCUACUCCAUAUCAUGAGUGUUUAUAUUCUUUCUAAUAUCACACAAUUAUGUUUCAUGGUUUAGAGGUUCAUUUAUUGACAAGUUACUGUUAAAUUGUAUAGAUAUAAUAAAUUUGUAUACUUGCUUA